Trichomycterus rosablanca is the source of this 6051-nucleotide messenger RNA. RefSeq names its product putative leucine-rich repeat-containing protein DDB_G0290503. Lineage: Eukaryota; Metazoa; Chordata; Actinopteri; Siluriformes; Trichomycteridae. The transcript is spliced from 8 exons. The record is from RefSeq and is a predicted model, not a curated record. The coding region runs from base 1 to 6051 and encodes 2016 amino acids.
AUGGCAGCUGCACACAACAAUGAGUUUAAACUUGUUGGUCCGAGUAGUAAAGAGGCUUAUGGCCCAGCUGCCACACUCUCAUGUCGCCUGUCUCCUGAAAUCAGUGCAGUGCACAUGGAGAUUCGAUGGUUUCAGAGGACCCACUGUGUUUGCAUCUAUAAGAACGGACAGAUAAUAGAGGGUGAAGGCUAUGAGGGCAGAGUGAGUCUGUUUCUUUCGGAACUGGAGAAAGGAAACGUUUCCCUACAAAUGAAAAACUGUAUAAAGUCAGAUAAAGGAGAUUACCUAUGUCAGGUCAUUGAUGAAGACACAAUAGAGGAACUUACAGUAAAAGUUGAUACAGGUCAUUUAUCAUCGAUUAACAAAAAAUGGAAAGAAGAAGAAAAAAUAAAAAUGAAACAUUCUGCUCUACUGACUGGUGAUGAAAAUGAACUUAAGACACUAAAGAAUGAACUUCAACACAAGACCAGUAAAGUACAGGAGAUGGUGAUUCAACUGGAGUAUCAAAAAACCCUGUUGGCAGAAAAAAACAAGCAGUUUGAAGAACAAAAGAGUCACCUUACCAAGACUGAGGCAAAACUCAUGGAAAAAGACAAAGAGGUCCAGGAAAAAAACAGCCUACUUAAUAUAAAGGACAGAGAAACAGAGGAGAAAAACAUUAAAAUCAGAAAUGUGAAUUCCGAAUUGUGUGAAAAAACUAAGAAAUUACAGGAGAAUCAAAAGCAGUUGGAGGAGACCAGAACACAGCUGGAGAAAACAGUGCAAAACAUGGAAAUCAGUAAACAAGAACUAGAGAUCAAGCAGCUCCAUGAGAAAGAAAAACUUAUGGCAGAAUUGGCACAAACACAUGACAUAAAAGAACAACAAAUGAAAGACAAAAUCAUACAAUUAGAAAACACUGUCAAGAACAUGACAGUCCAGUUAAAGCAACAAAACAUUGAGGUGACAGAGAAAAACAAACAGCUUGAGGAGAAAAAUACGAUUCUAAUAGAAAACACAAAUUCAUUUCAAAUAAAGGAGAAGGAAAAGGAGGAGAUGAACAAACUGUUCUGCGAAGCAAAAUAUGAACUGGAGAAAACCACCAAGACAUUAGAGGUGAACCAGAAGCAGCUGGAGGGAAGAGACAAACAAAUAAAGAACCUGGUAAAAGAGAUGGAAUCCAAUAAAAUUACCAUUGUGACACUGAGACAGGAGCUACAGGACAAGAGUAGCAAACUACAGGAGAUGAUGGUUCAGGUAAACCAACAAACAAACGAGUUGGUAGAAAGAAAAAAACGGCUUGAAGAGAAAGAUGGUCUUCUAACUGAGAGAGAGAAACAGUUAUUGGAAAAAGACAAACAGGUCCAAGAGAAAGAGCAACUUCUAACAGAAAAUAAACAUUUACUAAAUAUAAAAAACAAGCAAUUAGAUGAGACAAAUGGUCAUCUAAAAAAAGUACACUUUGAAGUAGAAGACACUUAUAAGAAGUUAAAGGAGAGUAACACGCAGUUAGAAGAGACCAAGAGACAUACAAUCAAUGACAAGGAAAGCAGUAAAAAUAAACUAGAUACAUUGAGAAAAGAGAUGGAAUCCAAUAAAAUUACCAUUGAUAAACUGGGACAGGAGCUACAGGACAAGAAAAGAAAGAAACAGCUUGAAGAGAAAGAUGGUCUUCUAACUGAGAGAGAGAAACAGUUAUUGGAAAGAGACAAACAGGUCCGAGAGAAAGAGCAACUUCUAACAGAAAAUAAACGUCAACUACAAUUAAAAGAGAAAGAUUUGAAAGAGGUGAAUGAUACACUGAAAGAAACAGUGAAUAAACUAGUGGAGCAUGAGAGACAAUUAGAAGAUAAAAAUAUACAACUACAAAACACUGUUACAAAGAUGGAAACCAGUAAGAAGAAAACAGAGACACUGGAAAAGAAGCUGCAGGACAAAAACACCCAACUACAGGAGAUGACAAUUCAAUUAGAUCACCAGAAAAUUGAGGUGACAGAGAAAAACAAACAGCUUGAGGAGAAAAAUACGAUUCUAAUAGAAAACACAAAUUCAUUUCAAAUAAAGGAGAAGGAAAAGGAGGAGAUGAACAAACUGUUCUGUGAGACAAAAUAUGAACUGGAGAAAACAACCAAGACAUUAGAGGUGAACCAGAAGCAGCUGGAGGAAAAAGAAAAACACAUGAAGAACCUGGUAAAAGAAAUGGAAUCCAAUAAAAUUACCAUUGAGACACAGAGACAGGAGCUACAGGACAAUAGUACCAAACUACAGGAGAUGAUGGUUCAGGUAAACCAACAAACAAACGAGCUGGUAGAAAGAAAGAAACAGCUUGAAGAGAAAGAUGGUCUUCUAACUGAGAGAGAGAAACAGUUAUUGGAAAAAGACAAACAGGUCCAAGAGAAAGAGCAACUUCUAACAGAAAAUAAACAUGUACUAAACAUAAAAAACAAGCAAUUAGAUGAGACAAAUGGUCAUCUAAAAACAGUACAAUUUGAAGUAGAAGACACUUAUAAGAAGUUAAAGGAGAGUAACAUGCAGUUAGAAGAGACCAAGAGACAUUUGGAGAAUACAAUCAAUGACAAGGAAAGCAGUAAAAAUAAACUAGAUACAUUGGGAAAAGAGAUGGAAUCCAAUAAAAUUACCAUUGAUAAACUGGGACAGGAGCUACAGGACAAGAGUAGCAAACUACAGGAGAUGACUGUCCAAUUAGAGAAACGGAAAAUUGAGGUGACAGAGAAAAACAAACAGCUUGAGGGGAAAAAUUCAAUUCUAAUAGAAAACACAAAUGCACUUCAAAUAAAGGAGAAGGAAAAGGAAGAGAUGAACAAACUGUUCUGUGAGACAAAAUAUGAACUGGAAAAAACAACCAAGACAUUAGAGGUGAACCAGAAGCAGCAGGAAGAAAAAGACAAACACAUGAAGAACCUGGUAAAAGAAAUGGAAUCCAAUAAAAUUACAACUGAUAAACUGGGACAGGAGCUACAGGACAAGAGUAGCAAAGUACAGGAGAUGAUGGUUCAGGUAAACCAACAAACAAACGAGUUGGUAGAAAGAAAGAAACAGCUUAAAGAGAAAGAUGGUCUUCUAACUGAGAGAGAGAAACAGUUAUUGGAAAGAGACAAACAGGUCCGAGAGAAAGAGCAACUUCUAACAGAAAAUAAACGUCAACUACAAUUAAAAGAGAAAGAUUUGAAAGAGGUGAAUGAUACACUGAAAGAAACAGUGAAUAAACUAGUGGAGCAUGAGAGACAAUUAGAAGAUAAAAAUAUACAACUAGAAAACACUGUUACAAAGAUGGAAACCAGUAAGAAGAAAACAGAGACACUGGAAAAGGAGCUGCAGGACAAAAACACCCAACUACAGGAGAUGACAAUUGAAUUAGAUCACCAGAAAAUUGAGGUGUCAGAGAAAAACGAACAGCUUGAAGAGAAAGAUGGUCUUCUAACUGAGAAAGAAAAACAGUUAGAAGAGACAAAGAGACAUUUGGAGAAUACAAUCAAAGACAAGGACAUCAGUAAAAAUAAACUAGAUACAUUGGGAAAAGAGAUGGAAUCCAAUAAAAUUACCAUUGAAACACUGGGGCAGGAGCUACAGGACAAGAGUAGCAAACUACAGGAGAUGAUGGUCCAGGUAAACCAACAAACAAACGAGUUGGUAGAAAGAAAAAAACGGCUUGAAGAGAAAGAUGGUCUUCUAACUGAGAGAGAGAAACAGUUAUUGGAAAGAGACAAACAGGUCCAGGAGAAAGAGCAACUUCUAACAGAAAAUAAACGUAUACUAAAUAUGAAAAACAAGCAAUUAGAUGAGACAACUGUUCAUCUUAAAACAGUACAAUUUGAAGUAGAAGACACUUAUAAGAAGUUAAAGGAGAGUAACACGCAGUUAGAAGAGACCAAAACACAUUUGGAGAAUACAAUCAAUGACAAGGAAAGCAGUAAAAAUAAACUAGAUACAUUGAGAAAAGAGAUGGAAGCCAAUAAAAUUACCAUUGAUAAACUGGGACAGGAGCUACAGGACAAGAGUAGCAAACUACAGGAGAUGACUGUCCAAUUAGAGAAACAGAAAAUUGAAGUGACAGAGAAAAACAAGCAGCUUAAGGAGAAAAAUACGAUUCUAAUAGAAAACACAAAUGCACUUCAAAUAAAGGAGAAGGAAAAGGAAGAGAUGAACAAACUGUUCUGUGAGACAAAAUAUGAACUGGAAAAAACAACCAAGACAUUAGAGGUGAACCAGAAGCAGCAGGAAGAAAAAGACAAACACAUGAAGAACCUGGUAAAAGAAAUGGAAUCCAAAAAAAUUACAACUGAUAAACUGGGACAGGAGCUACAGGACAAUAACAACACAAUAAAAGCAAAAGCAACCAGUCAAAGUGAACUGGAAAGAGUGGCGAAGGAACUGCAGAUCCAGCUUGAGCAACAGGACACAGAGUUGUCAGAAAAAAAUAAGCAGCUUGAAAAGAAUGAAAGACUUUUUACAAAGAGAAAGACGGAGCUUAUGGAGAAAGACAAGCAGAUUCAGGAAGAGAACAGACGUCUGACAGAGAAUUUACUUCAACUACAAAAGAUGAAGAAAACAAUAGAUGAAAAGGAUUUAUUGCUUAAAGAGGCUAAUAACAAAUUAGAGGAAACAUUACAGAAACAGGAGGAGAAUCAACAAUUGGAAGAUAAGAAUGUACAACUGGAAAACACAAUAAAACAAAUGAAAACCAAUCAAAGUAAACUGGAAGCACUGGGAAAAGUUAUUCAGGACAAAGGCAGCCAGCUACAGGAGAUGACAGUUCUGUUGGAUCACCUGAAAACUGAGUUGGUCCAAAGAAACAAACAGCUUGAGGAGAAUGAAAAACUUCUCACUGAGGGGAAAAAGGAGCUCAUGGAAAGAGACAAGACUAUUCAGGAAAAGAACAGCCUUCUCAUAGAAAAUAUGCAUACACUUCAGAUAAGGAACAAGGAUUUAAAAGAAAAAGACACACAUCUUAAAGAGGUGAAUGAUAAAUUGGAUGGUACCACCAUGAAACUAAAGAAAAACAGCCAACUCCUGGUGGAGAAAGAAAAUCUGCUGCAGAUGUUAAAUAAAGAUCUGCAGGAUAAAGACAGUAAACUACAGAAGAUGCUGAUGCUCCUGGAACAACAAAAAACUGAGUUGGUAGAAAAACACAAAAAAUCUGAAGAGGAAGUCAAAAUUCUAACUGAAAGAGAAACACAGCUUCUGGAAAGAGACCAGCAGGUUUCUGAAAUGGAUCUUCUUUUAACAGAACAUGCACGUAGACUUCAGGUAAAGGACCGCCUUCUUAAAGAGAUAGAUGAUAUACUGGAGAGAACAGCCUCAAAACUAGAAGACACGCAGACACAGUUGGAUGAGAAAAACAUACAACUGAAAACCUUGAUAAAAGACAAAGAAACCGUUACAGAUGAACUAGGUAUAAUGAAACAUGAGCUGCAGGACCAGAGACGAAAACUACAAGAAAUGAUGGGACUUCAUGAGCAGUGUAAACUUAAAUUGGCAGAUAAAAACAAACAGCUUAAAGAGAAUGAAAGAGUUUCCAGUGAGGGGAGAAGAGAGCUCAUGGAAAGAGACAAGACUAUUCAGGAAAAGAACAGCCUUCUCAUAGAAAAUAUGCAUACACUUCAGAUAAAGAACAAGGAUUUAAAUGAGAAAGACACACAGCUUAAAGAGGUGAAUGAUAAAUUGGAUGGUACCACCAUGAAACUAAAGAAAAACAGCCAACUCCUGGUGGAGAAAGAAAAUCAGCUGCAGAUGUUAAAUAAAGAUCUGCAGGACAAAGACGGCAAACUACAAAAGAUGCUGAUGCUCCUGGAACAACAAAAAACUGAGUUGGUAGAAAAACACAAACAAUUUGAAGAGAAAGUCAGAACUGAAAGAGAAACACAGCUUCUGGAAAUAGACCAGCAGGUUGGUGAAAAAGACAUUCUUUUAAUAGAGAAUGUACAUAGACUUCAGAUGAAGGACCGUCUUCUUAAAGAGAUUGAUGAUAUAUUGGAGAGAACAGCCUCAAAACUGGAGGAAACUCAGACACAGUUGGAUGAGAAAAACAAACAACUGGAGAACAUGACCUGA